This is a messenger RNA of Scutellospora calospora, 353 nucleotides long. The record is from the annotation of a GenBank genome assembly. NCBI's taxonomy places the organism in Eukaryota, Fungi, Glomeromycota, Glomeromycetes, Diversisporales, Gigasporaceae.
CAAAAAAAAGAUACCGGAUUCAUUAAAGAAAUUUACUGACAAGACUCAAGAAAGUAUUGUCCAAUGGUUUAAUACUGUAAAAGCGAAUUGCAGUGUUUCUGAGAUAGACGAUAUAGAUGAUUAUUAUAUUGAUCCAAUCUUUCUUGGUGUUCAGUCGAUUUCAGAUAAUUCCGUGAAUCGUAGACGAAUUAUCGCUGGAAAUCCAUCUGAUUCAAUUUUCAGUAUUAUUGAUGCUCCCCCUAUAGAGAAUCAACAGAUUAUUGAAGAUCUCAUUUUCUAUCUUAGGCAAACUUAUUACCAAGCGAAUCAAACUUCAUUGGGACGAGUGUUUGACAUAAAGGCUACAGUAAAAG